Phycodurus eques (leafy seadragon) is the source of this 4070-nucleotide messenger RNA. RefSeq names its product heparan sulfate (glucosamine) 3-O-sulfotransferase 4 (gene hs3st4). Gene Ontology annotation, molecular function: [heparan sulfate]-glucosamine 3-sulfotransferase activity. NCBI's taxonomy places the organism in Eukaryota, Metazoa, Chordata, Actinopteri, Syngnathiformes, Syngnathidae. The record is from RefSeq and is a predicted model, not a curated record.
GGGUGAGUGAGGAGCGAGCGAGCGAGCUCACGCCGCGGAUUGCACGCGCGUCCACAGAUGCAUUGGCGGUGGGAAAGAGUGGAUGUGUUUCGCACCUCCUCUGUUGACUUUUUGUUUGUUUUUUUUAUUUAUUUUUUAUUUAUUUUUUUUUGGGGGGGGGGGUUGCCCCCCCCACAGUGGCGAAUAUCAUUUUACUGCUGCUGCUUGAGAAAAGAUUAUUAUAAUGAUGAGAUUAUUGCCUGGAUCAGUGGUUCGGUUGUGGACGGAUGAGAGGCGCACUUGACCGGCAUCACUUCUUCUUCACUCUCUCUCUCUCUCUCUCUCUCUCUCUCUCUUUCUUUCUUUGCGUGUGUGCAUCCAUUCUCUCAUUUGGAAAGACACCAGCCCCGCCGGAACCUCGUAAAUUGGCUCCGAUAAAUUCUGACAUUGUCUGUCAGGCAUCAACUCAUCGAUCCUCAAAAGAGAGAGAAGGGGGAAACAGAGGGGGGGACUCAGAAUUUUAACGGCCCCCCCCCCCUCUCUCCCCCCCUCUUAUAAAUAUGCAGUUCGGCGUGCUUGGCUCGGCUCGGUCCGGCUUCACGCCUCUCUUUCUUUUUUUAAACAGCAGGAGCUGCAGCAGGGACUGAUUCUUGCUGAUUUCCUCUUUUUUUUUUUGUCAAUGCAAGACCUGCAGCGGAAACAUGUCUGGCCACUUCCCUGAGAGGACCCCCGCUGUCAGAGAUGGCAUUCUGGUCCGGCACUGUCGCCUCUAAAGUGCCCCGGAAGAUCUUGUUCAUGUUCACCCUCUCCCUGUCUGUCACCUACUUGUUCUACAGCUUGAUGAGCUGCUACAACUCGCUGCAGUUCCCGCUGCAGGACAACUUCGCCUACCAGGCUCGGUCGGCCGGCACCGAAGAGACAACGCUAUCGAGGGACCAACUUUUCUCCACCUCGCCGGGCUUCGCCGAGGCUCAGUUCAGCCGCAGGAGCACGCUGGUCUCCAUCGUGGACCCGGAGGAGGGCCAGAAGGAGGGCGGGUAUCAUGCGACCCAGCAGGUCUCCUCCACCGAGCCGACCCGCCUCCGGACGGCCACGGAGGGUGACCUGCGGGUGAACUGCACCUCGGAUUACGGCGAGAAGAAGCUGCCCCAAGCCAUCAUCAUCGGGGUGAAGAAAGGGGGAACCCGAGCCCUGCUGGAGGCGCUCAGGGUACACCCGGACGUUCGAGCCGUCGGAAACGAGCCGCACUUCUUCGACAGGAACUAUGAGAAGGGUCUGGACUGGUACAGGGACCUGAUGCCUUCUACGCUGGAGGGGCAGAUCACCAUGGAGAAGACCCCCAGUUACUUUGUGACCAACCAAGCGCCCAAGCGCAUCCACACUAUGGCCAGAGACAUCAAGCUUAUUAUUGUGGUGCGUAAUCCAGUCACCAGAGCCAUUUCAGACUACACGCAGACUCUGUCCAAGAAGCCCGAGAUCCCGACCUUUGAGGUUCUUGCCUUCAAAAACCGAACCCUUGGUCUUAUAGACGCCUCGUGGAGCGCUUUACGCAUCGGAAUAUACGCACUGCACCUGGAGAGCUGGAUGCAGUACUUCCCUCUUUCCCAAAUGCACUUUGUCAGUGGCGAAAGACUUAUCGUGGACCCUGCGGGUGAGAUGGCCAAAGUCCAGGACUUCUUGGGCCUCAAGAGAAUCGUCACAGACAAACAUUUUUACUUCAACAAGACGAAAGGCUUCCCUUGUCUGAAGAAGCCCGAGGACAGCAGCACUCCCCGCUGCCUGGGCAAGUCUAAAGGAAGAACUCACCCCAAAAUAGAGCCGGACGUGAUUCGGCGGCUGCACAAGUUCUAUAAGCCCUUUAACAUGAUGUUCUACCAAAUGACAGGCCAGAACUUUGAAUGGGAGCAGCAGGAGGAGAGCAUAUCGCGGGGCUCUCUGGUCUAGCAGGACCAGCCACCACCAGCCUCCUACGAACUUGACUAAACAAAAACAAUUGCGUUCUGUUCCGUCUUCGGACGGCACGCUUGGACACAAUCAUGGCGCUGUCCAUUUGCUCUCUCUCUCUUCCCCCUCUCAAAUCUAAUGUUGAUGAUGAUGGAAAAUGAAUAUUGUACAUACCAAAACAUAAAAUAUAUUUAUAUUUGUGAAAUGAGAUGAUCUUUUUGUUUGCUUUCAAAAGGAUAAUGCAGAUGUUUUUCUUUAUAAUAACUCACAGAAGUAUGUGACGUUAUGACAUGAUGGUGACACUGGCUAACCUGCUAAAACAUUUAUUGUUUUAAUAAAAUUAUUACUACCGACCUCUAAAGUGACAAGGCAACAAAAUGUGACCGUGCAGUUCUUUUCAACGAGUCCCAAUUCUGACUUUAUCGUCAAAAUGUGACUGGUAAUAUUUCUGCCAAUUUAAGAAGCCAAUAUAUAUUGAGUGGUACUAGCCGUCCACCAGCUGUAUGGAAGUAGCUGAAGGAAAAUGUCAAACGAUAAGUUAAAUGUUCCUUUUAUAACCUUCAGGGAUUACUGUUCAUGUCCAUAUGUCAACAAGAGAAGCAUAUUGAUUUUGAAAGAUACCCAAAAUAGGAGUCCAAAGGUUCUCUCAAGAUUCUUGUUGAAAAACCCCAUUUGAAGUGUAUUUGUUUAUAUUUAAACAUAAAUCAUACUUGUGCCAAUUUUUUAAUGAGAAAAUUGUAAUUUCAUAAGGGAUUGGCAGGUAUCAGAUUCUGAUCAUAUGAUAACCAUGAGCAAAAACAACACUCUUUCACGGUAUCACGGUAUUGAAAUGUUCGGGCAAAUAACUUUGCCAUUGAAUGCACCCUGUAGGUUUAUUGGUAAACGUGAAAAGCAAACAAAGAUUCUUUUCUCAAUACAAUGAAAAUGUAGUACAACAGUAAAAGUACUAAUUUCUCAGAAAAUGAGUAACCACUUCGCUGCUUUUCUACGCUUCGUCACAUAAUGUCUGAGUGGAAACGAACUAAUGUUGGCGAUGCUAGUUAGCUAGCUACCUGCCUCGGUAGCAAGAAUAGAAUAUUAAUUUCACCAAUUGUAAACAGGCUAACUCUCGCAACUGUUCACUGUUCACAAACAUUCAUUUUAAGACAGUGUUUUAGUAAUAUAUUAACGCUGCCUCGAACUUGUCAAAGAGUGAUAGGUGGCGCUCUCAUAAAUGCUCUCUCUCGUGAUAUCCUUACUCUACCAAGCCACGAUACACCAACAACGGCAACCAAAAAGAGCGGCAAAAACAACCUAUAACUAUAUUCUUCUCUCGGAAAAAGACAUGCCAUGCGCUGCUUGAUAAAAUAACGAGGAGAUAAAAUCAUUUCUUUCACACAUCUAGCUAUUCAUUUUCAAAAAGGUAUCCAACUAUUUUGGAACGUCGAAUAACAAAGUAGCAAACACGCGCGAAACUCUGCAGCGCACCACUUCGUGACCUGCGGUGUUGCGUCACAUUGAAGAACGACACCGAAGGUCCCCGCGAACGUUUGUUAACAAACAUCUGCUGCCACGCUCUCCUCUGUCGUUAGAGAUUAAUGGCUUGUUAAAUAAGCUGCUGCUGCCGGAACACUGGCAAUGUCAGGGAGUGUUUUCCAUCAAGGAAAAAAAAAAAACUAAAUACCAUACCCUACAUAUGUUACUAGCCAUCAAUGGAAGCCAAACCGCAUUUUCACUCAGACAUUUGUCAAGAGAAGCGCUAACUAGUGAGCAGAAACGUGGAUAAACUCGAGCAAAAAAGUAGGACCUCCGACAAGGCCCAUUAAUUCUCAUUUGGAUCAAGUCCAAGUUGUACAUCAUAGAUGCUAACCUCCUGGACAUGCCUGAAAUUUGCCUUGGAGAUUUAAGCAUUUAAGCAAAGGAGAAUUAGGGUCAUACGGGGAACAAAAAAAACAAAAAACAAAAUCGAAUUCGAACAGAUUAGUCAGAAUAUUGUGGAAAAAGUCAAACUUAAUCUUGUAUUCUUUUUCUGAUUGUAUGAAGACUCCCAUAAAUUACAUUGUCUCGUAAAAUGCUGAUUUCUGAAUUUUUUUUUCUUUUCCCAUUCAAGUCAUCACUCAAUUCUUGUAAAAAAUAAUUCACUUUCCCACACAGAUGUCCCCCCCCCC